UGAUUUGGUAUAAUCUUAUAUGUCUGUGUUUUUUUGAAAUACAAUAAGUAUAAACAUGCAAAACUGAGAUGAAGUCUAAUAAUUUAACCAAAAAUUGAGGGAAUACAUAAUUUUUUGUUGAAAUGAAUUAAAAGCGGGAGAUUCCAUAUUAGAGGUUGAAUUGCUGAUUUUGCGGCUGAAUUAUGAAUAAUCGAAGGUCAACGCUUGGGAUGGCUCCUCUUAAGGUUCUUGUCAUACUCAUUGAUGAAGAUAAAGUGCGAGAAGCGGGGCUUGGGGAGAACUUACGAGUCCAAGUAUCUGGGAUUGAGGAAGAUGAUAUCUUAUCAAGCUCUGUUUUAUGCAGUGUUGUAAGGCUAGUCCCUGCUGUAACACGGUUUGUUGCGCACUUGUCAAUCAAGGAGUUGCUGGAUAAUGUUGGCUUCUUAAGAGCACGACUUCUGCUAUGUGGUCUUCUUAUAUUGUGCAAAUUGAUGAACUUCAAUUGUUAAAUAUAUGUAUAUGAACUACUUUGGAGGUAUUAAGCUAGCAAAUAACUCCAAAAAGUUUCGAUUAUUUUUAUUAUGAACUCUUUCUUGUUAUCAACAAACAUUCAUUUUAAUUAUUCAAUGGUAUGCAGAUUGAGGACUAAAGUGGAUGCUUUACAAGAAAAUAUUACUAGAGCAAGAGAUGUAUUCAGAAAUGUUAUUGAGGGGACAAAUAACUAAAUUAGGCAUGCCGAAUAGACAAUUAGAGUGUGAUUUUAAUUAUGUAAAUAUUAAAUUAUUGUAUGUUAU
Messenger RNA from Cuscuta campestris, 773 nucleotides. The record is from the annotation of a GenBank genome assembly. Lineage: Eukaryota; Viridiplantae; Streptophyta; Magnoliopsida; Solanales; Convolvulaceae.